Messenger RNA from Torulaspora globosa, 1029 nucleotides. RefSeq lists its product as uncharacterized. Gene Ontology annotation, molecular function: aldose 1-epimerase activity; carbohydrate binding. The record is from RefSeq and is a predicted model, not a curated record. Gene Ontology annotation, biological process: glucose metabolic process; beta-D-galactose catabolic process via UDP-galactose, Leloir pathway. Lineage: Eukaryota; Fungi; Ascomycota; Saccharomycetes; Saccharomycetales; Saccharomycetaceae. The transcript has a single exon. Bases 1 to 1029 code for a protein of 342 amino acids.
AUGUCAUCUGCCGAAACAAACCACAGCGACGAAAACGGAUUCAUCUCGAUCGGUGAGCCCGGUAAGUUCGAAGCUACGAUCGCCAGACUCGGUGCCACGUUAGUCGACCUAAAGGUCAAUGACCAGUCUGUAGUUUUAGGCUACCCCACCGCUAAUGACUACGUCUCUGAUAGAGGUAACUAUAUCGGGGCUACCGUCGGGCGCUACGCGAACCGUAUUUACAAAGGCGUUUACACUCUGCCAGAUGGCCCACACAAACUGGCUGUCAACAACUGCGGUAAUGCAAACCAUAGCAGUAUAAGCUCUUUUCAUCUCAAGACAUUCGAGGGCCAACCGAAGCGCUUGUCUACCAAUGUCUACACUCUCGAACUAUCAUUGCUGGAUGAUCACACGAGGUGCAACGAGUUUCCAGGGGAUUUACAGGUUACCGUGAAAUACAUUUUGGACGCUGCGGUGAUGACCUUGGACUUUGAGUAUCAAGCACAUUUGGUUAGUGGAGAAGCCACUCCUAUCAAUAUGACCAACCAUACGUAUUUCAAUCUGAACAAGGCAAAAAGCGAGGCUUCCAUCAGCGGUACAGCAAUUCGGCUUUGCUCCAACAGGGCGUUGGAAGUUAGUGAAGGAGCUCUGAUUCCGACCGGAAAAAUUAUAGAAAAGGAAGUUGCUACGUUUGUGUCCCCCAGCCCCACCGUUCUUGGAGAUGGUGGACCAAAAUUUGAUACCAGUUUUAUCGUCAAUGCAAACCAGGACUUGAAGUCGACCGAUUCGGUCAGCGUGAACAAAUUGGUACCCAUCUUGAAGGCAUAUCAUCCGGAAUCAAAGAUAUCUUUGGAGGUGUCAACUACGGAACCUACUUUUGUUUUCUAUACAGGCGAUAAUCUGUUCGACAAUUUCCAGCCCCGAGCUGGUUUUUGCGUUGAACAGGGCAGGUACGUUAACGCAAUCAAUAGAGAUGAGUGGAGAGAUUGCGUUCUUUUGAAAAAAGGUGAAUUAUACACAUCCAAGACCCAAUACCGCUUCCAAACUUGA